AUGACUAAAACUGAAACGGAGACAGCUCCCGAUGAGAAAAUUAUUUCGUACUUGCAGACAAAGGGCUUCUUUGAAGACGAAGAUGAAUCUAUAAAAAGGGAAAGAGUGCUGGGAAUACUUAGCAAUUUAGUCAAUAAAUUUAUCAUGAGUAUAGCUCGGCGUAAUGAAAUCCCAAUUGACCCAAAAAGUCUAUCUAAAAUAUUUACAUUUGGCAGUUAUAGACUCGGGGUGCACUCGUCCGGCGCUGACAUUGACACGCUCUGCAUUGUGCCGAGCUUUGUGAGUAGAAACGAGUUUUUUACGACCUUCUACGACGAGCUUGCGUCUAAGGAAUACAUCUCUGAAAUAUCAAAAGUAACCAACACUUUUGUUCCUCUGAUUAAAUUUAAGAUUAACUCAAUUCCCAUUGACUUGGUGUUUGCGCGCAUGGAUCUCUCCUCUAUCCCGCCAAACAUAAAUCUGCUGGACAAUAAACUACUAAAGCACAUGAACGAAAAGUGUAUUCUUAGCCUGAACGGAAACAGAGUAACCGAUGAAAUACUGGCACAGGUUCCAAAUGUUAAAACAUUCCACAUAGCCCUCAGGUUUAUUAAGUACUGGGCGCAGUGCAGGCUGGUCUACGGCCACUCGUACGGAUACAUGGGAGGAGUGGCGUAUGCGCUGUGCAUAGCAAAAGUCUGCCAGAUGAACCCAAAUUCUGAAGCAAUUGACCUGAUUCACAAAUUUUUCGAUCUUUUUUCAAAGUGGCAGUGGCCUGCGCCCGUUAUCAUUAAGGAAGUGCCAGACUGCAACUACAAUCUGAAGGUGUGGAACCCAAAAGUAAAUGCACACCAUAAGAACGAUAAAAUGCCUGUCAUCACUCCCGUCUAUCCUCCCCUUUGCUCCACGCACAACAUAACGAACAGCACACUGAGCAUAAUGAAGAAAGAGUUUGCCCGAGGAUGCGCGAUAUUUGAAGAGAAUGCAGCUGAAAAACAGGAUAUGUACUCUCUUCUCGACUCUCUAUGCGCAGGCACAGACUUCUUCACCCGGCACAAAAACUAUUUUGUGGUUGCCAUGGCAGGGGACAGCUCCAAAGAGUUCAGCAAGUUCCUGGGAUUCGCAGAAACGCGAGUAAGAAUGUUCGCACAGAAGCUAGAAAGCAUUGAAAACAUCACGUGCUCGUACACGCUUCCAAAGAAAUACACAGUGGAAGAUGUAUCGCCAAAGGACAUCCCCAUACUAAAAGAUCUGAAGUGCGAAGGAGACUCCUACACUCUGGGAGUGCUCUUCGUGGGCAUUGACUUUACGACAGUCAAGCUGCCCCUGAACGCCUCGAAGAAAAUGAACCUAAAGAAGCCGGUGCUGGAGUUCAAGUCUUCCCUGGAGGCGUACGAAAACGAAGAAGAGUGCGAAAUUAGGUACGACGUCAUCCCAGUGAAGCAAAAGUCUCUCCAAAGUAUCUUGGAGAUUUUCAAAGAAAAAGAAAUAAGAAAAAGAAAAUCCGAAGAUACGAAAGAAGAAAAAAGAAAGAAGUAA
Messenger RNA from Nematocida minor, 1518 nucleotides. RefSeq names its product poly(A) polymerase. The transcript has a single exon. The record is from RefSeq and is a predicted model, not a curated record. Lineage: Eukaryota; Fungi; Microsporidia. Gene Ontology annotation, molecular function: RNA binding; poly(A) RNA polymerase activity. Gene Ontology annotation, cellular component: nucleus. The coding region runs from base 1 to 1518 and encodes 505 amino acids.